Messenger RNA from Daucus carota subsp. sativus, 1565 nucleotides. Its product is annotated as G2/mitotic-specific cyclin C13-1. Gene Ontology annotation, cellular component: nucleus; cytoplasm; cyclin-dependent protein kinase holoenzyme complex. NCBI's taxonomy places the organism in Eukaryota, Viridiplantae, Streptophyta, Magnoliopsida, Apiales, Apiaceae. Gene Ontology annotation, biological process: regulation of cyclin-dependent protein serine/threonine kinase activity; mitotic cell cycle phase transition. Gene Ontology annotation, molecular function: cyclin-dependent protein serine/threonine kinase regulator activity. Bases 137 to 1228 code for a protein of 363 amino acids. The transcript is spliced from 7 exons. The record is from RefSeq and is a predicted model, not a curated record.
GAAACACACCUCAAAAAUUUUCGAAACAUGGCGGCAUCUCAUCUCAUCCCUCUCUUUAUUAAAUCCCCCUCUCUGCAUCUCACCAUUUCACUCCCACAAACACGCACCAUUUCUCGAGUCUGCGCACAGAUUCACAAUGACGGGUCAAGAAAACUGCAUUCGGGCGACCCGUCAAGCCACUAAAAGGGCCGCUUCAGCCAUGAGCGUGCUCGCUUCCCAGCAGCCGUUCACCAAGAAGCGUUCAGUGUUGGGCGAGAUUUCAUCCAAUGUUGUUGCGGCGCCGAAGAAAUCGGAGUGUGGGGCCAGCAAGCGAGUGAAGAAAGCUGUUGUUACUAAGAAAACUGAUGAUGCAUUCGGUUCGAGUAUCGAUGUCGACGGGGAUUCGAAUGACCCACAGAUGUGUGCUGCUUAUGCUUCUGAUAUUUAUCAGUAUCUUCGUAACAUGGAGAUCGAAACCAAAAGAAGGCCUCUGGCAAAUUAUAUCGAAAAAGUUCAGAAAGAUGUUACUGCGAACAUGAGAGCCAUUUUGGUUGAUUGGUUAGUUGAGGUAGCUUUGGAGUACAAGCUUCAUUCUGACACCUUGUAUCUCACGGUGUCGUACAUCGAUAGAUACUUAUCGGUUAAUGUUCUGAAUAGGAAGAAGCUUCAGCUUCUUGGCGUCUCUUCGAUGCUGAUUGCUUCAAAGUAUGAAGAAAUCAAUCCACCACAUGUUGAUGAUUUUUGUGAUAUCACUGAUAAUACGUACUCUAGAGAAGAGGUUGUGAAAAUGGAGGCUGAUGUUCUCAAAUCUCUGAAGUUUGAAAUGGGGAAUCCUACUGUGAAAACAUUUCUACGAAAAUAUAACAGUGUUGCCCAAGAAACUCAGAAAACUCCAAGUUUAAAGUUGCAGUUCUUGGGUUAUUACCUGGCUGAACUAAGUCUUCUGGACUAUGAAUGCAUCAAGUUCUUACCUUCUUUGGUGGCGGCAUCAGUUAUUUUUCUUGCUAAGAUCACCAUUGAUUCAAAAAUGCAUCCUUGGACUUCAGCUUUGCAGCAAUACUCUGGUUAUAGGCCAUCAGAUUUGAAAGAAUGCGUACUUAUCAUACAAGAUUUGCAGUUGAGGAAAAGAGGGAGCUCCUUGACAGCAAUUAGAGAAAAAUAUGCUCAUCAUGAGCUAAAGAAUGUUUCGGAGCUAACUAGUCCAGAAAUUCCAGUUUGCUUCUUUGCUGAUAUCAAAGAAUAUUAUUGAAGAACAGUCCUUGUGGAUGCACUUGCAGUACGAUCAUCCAACUUGAGUAAUUUCUGAUCCUAUGGAUUAAGCUGCUCACUGGGGAAUGUUCGAGAAUUUUCAAUAUAGGUAGUUGCAUCAGUGCUAGUACACUGUUGUAUGUUACUUUACGAUACAACUGAUACAUGAGGUGAUUACGUGAAUAUUACAUUGGAUUCAUUCAAGAUCAAAUAUAUCAUAGAACUUUUAGAAGCCUUUUCAAUAUAUAGCCUUGCUUAGUUAAAUAAUUAUAUGAUUUUAUGUAGAAGUUUUGAAUUGCCAUGAAAUCUCAAUGAAUGUCUUGGUUUCUUUAAAAGAA